Molecule: messenger RNA, 4637 nt
Organism: Spodoptera frugiperda (fall armyworm)
Lineage: Eukaryota; Metazoa; Arthropoda; Insecta; Lepidoptera; Noctuidae
Exons: 21
Coding region: 95-3802 (1235 amino acids)
Biological process (GO): RNA processing
Molecular function (GO): nucleic acid binding; oxidoreductase activity, acting on paired donors, with incorporation or reduction of molecular oxygen, reduced ascorbate as one donor, and incorporation of one atom of oxygen; RNA methyltransferase activity
Source: RefSeq, a predicted model, not a curated record
UUCAGUAACAUAACCUCAAAACAAAACUCAAAUCAAAACUUUUACGAAAGUAAAUAGUGUGUUUAUUUAUUUUGUUUGUUUUAAAGUUUUAAGAAUGGCAGAAGAAAAUGGAACUGCUGAUACUGUUGAGGAAGUUCCUAAAGUCGAAGAUGAGAAAGUUGAAGAAGAAUAUGCGUAUUUAGAUCGAGGAGGUUUCUCUUCUGAAAAGUUUAAAAUUGAACUGCGUGGCCUGCCGAAAUUUUACGGAAUAGCGGAAUUAAAAAAGUUGAUGAACCAGAAACUAGGGUUGAAAACUAGUAAAAUCAAAAGGCCUAGGAAUGGCAGCCAGUGGUUGUAUGCAUGUUUCCAAAAUGAUGAGGAUCGGAAGAGUGCAGUCGAAGCACUCAAUGGUUAUUCAUGGAAAGGAAAGACCCUAAUAGCUGAAGAAGCGAAACCCGCCCCAGAUCCAUUAGUUAGAAAGAGAAAGCAAGAUGAAGAAGUUGGUCAGAAUAAAAAAAAGAAAGAAGAGGACAACAGGAGUCAAGAGGAGAAGUUGAAGGAUGCUACCACUCCUUUUUGGAACAUUGAUUAUGAAGAACAGUUAAAACUAAAAGAAAAGGAAAUAAAGCAAAUACUAAUGAAGUUUGACAAUGAAAGGUGGAAGAUAGAUAAGAAUAGACGCAAUGAUAUUGAAGCCAAUAGAAAGAUUCAUGAUGGCCUCAGUUUUGAGCUGAGGCCGAUCCAAAAAUCCCCAGUAACAGUGGGAUAUAGGAACAAAUGUGAGUUCACAGUGGGGUAUGACGAGGAGUCCAAGUUACCCACUGUAGGGUUCAGGUUGGGCAGCUACGUAACUGGCACUGUGGCCGUCGGACCCAUACAAGAAAUGAUCCACAUCUCUGAGAAGACUAAGAAGGCUGUUUUGAUAUUUCAAGAUUUUAUCCGCAAAUCAAAGUUGGCGCCAUUCUCUCCAGCUGAUUACACAGGGUACUGGAGGUUCCUCACCGUGCGGGACUCCACCUCCACUGGUGACGUCAUGCUUAUCGUUGUUAUGCAUCCCCAAAACCUUACAGAAGAAGAGAUAGAUCAGGUGAAAAGAGAUUUAAUCGAUCAUUUUAAUUCAGAGGAAGCUGUCGCUUGCGGGAUUAAAUCUCUAUAUUUUCAACUUGUUAUCAAAAAGCGAGUAGGCGAGGACGGAUCUAAACCAGUCCAUCUAUCAGGGUCCACACAUAUCAUCGACACUAUACUCGGCAAACAGUUCAGGAUAUCGCCUGAAGCAUUUUUCCAGGUAAAUACUGCGGGUGCCGAAGUGUUAUACCAAAGUGCGAUCGAGCUGAGCCAAGUGCAGAAAGAAUCUACGGUUCUCGAUAUAUGCUGCGGUACCGGCACUAUUGGAUUGUGUUUUGCCCCGCACUGCGGCAGAGUACUAGGCUUGGAAAUGAUAACAGAGGCGGUGAAGGAUGCGCGAGCGAACGCCGAGCUGAAUGGUAUACAGAACUGUGACUUCUUCGCCGGCAAGGCCGAGGAUAUCCUGACGUCAGUGCUCGCCAGGGCUGACGGGGACGAUAUUAUUGCUAUCGUGGACCCACCUAGAGCUGGAUUACACAUGAGAGCAGUAACGCAGCUGAGGAACACCCGGAAAGUGACUCGCCUGGUCUACAUAUCGUGUAGUCCGUCAUCAGCUGUGAAGAACUUCGUGGACCUCUCGCGGCCGUCCUCGAAGACAUUGAGGGGGGCUCCCUUCGUGCCAGUACGCGCUGUACCUGUCGACAUGUUCCCGCAGACUAAGCACGUCGAAUUGGCUAUAUUGUUUGAAAGAGAGCACUUUAAAAAUAAACAUUCUCUUCUCAUCUGUACAAAAUCCCUAACACUUUUUGACUCGAUUGUACAGCAUCCCUACAUACCGUCACCUCUCUCAAUAAGACCGCGUCGCUAUAUAUCUUUGCAUAGUUGUGGUGCUGAGGGAUCUUCUCAUUGUCUCUCCGCCUGUCGGACCAGGCGGUCAGGUCUAGGAUCCAAGCAAUGUGCUAAAAUCCACCGAAUCACAAUGGUGUUAAAGUGCAUUGUAACAAUUUUAUCCCUGUAUGUGUGUCUUCAUUUCUCGUUUACAAUCAAUAGCAAUGCUGCAGACUAUAUAGCAGAAAGUGAAUCAGUGUUGGAUCCGAAUGGAGAUUUCUUACUAAAAUGGCAGAUCAACUAUGCAAUCAGGAAGAUUCAGUUCCAACUAGUGGUGUCGGAUAAGGCUCCUACGUUCUACUGGUUUGCUUUGGGCUUCUCAGACAGAGGAAACCUGAAUAAUUCUGAUGUCUGCGUGUUUUGGACCGAUUAUAAGGGGAAACAUCACUAUGAGGACAUGCAUGCGGAUGGCGAAGGGAAACUAUUACGGGAUUCACAACAAGACUGCGACAACUUCCACCCCGACCCUGACACUUGGAGCUUCUUAUUCGAGCGGUUUUUCGACACCUGUGAUGAUGACGACUAUGUUAUUGAGGACGGUACAGUCCACAUAGUUUGGGCUCACGGGACCGACAAACUAUUCUCAUCUAAAGGUCUCUGCCUCACGUGCACACCAUCACAUGACCACGGCUUCAUCAGAGUGCGUCUCUUCACCCCAGUAGGGCUGAAGCAAGUGACUGAUGCGUACCAGCUACGAGUCACUAACAAGGAUCUGAAAGUUCCUGGGGAUGACACCACCUACUGGUGUCAUGUUGUCAAGCUUCCGGAGUUUGUUACGAAGAAGAUUCAUCAUAUUAUUCAGUUCGAAUCCACUAUCACAAAAGGCAACGAAGGUCUGGUCCACCAUAUGGAAGUGUUCUAUUGCGACGCAGACCCUGACAAGGAGAUACCGCUGUAUGAAGGCAACUGCUUCGCCUCGAACCGACCAGAAAUCACCAAGACUUGUUCCAAGGUAAAAGCUGCCUGGGCAAUGGGAGCUCCACCCUUCGUGUAUCCGAAGGAGGCCGGCCUGCCUCUCGGAGGACCUAAAGCAAACAAAUACAUCAUGCUUGAAGUACACUACAAUAAUCCGGAACUGAGGAAAGACUGGGUGGACAGUUCAGGAAUAAUUCUCCACAUAUCCGGCCAGAGACGUAAGUACGAUGCGGCUAUCAUGGAACUCGGGUUGGAGUAUACGGACAAAAUGGCUAUUCCUGGAAGGCAGAAAGCGUUCCCUUUGACUGGAUAUUGUAUUCCACAGUGCACGGGCGUGGGUCUACCACCAGACGGUAUAGUGGUCUUCGGCAGUCAGUUACACACGCACUUGACAGGAGUGGCGGUCUGGACCAGGCACUCCCGGCAAGGGGUAGAACUGCCCUACCUCAACAGGGACAUACACUACUCCACACACUUCCAGGAGAUCAGAAUUCUACAUAGACCUGUUAAUGUUCUCCCGGGAGACUAUCUAGAAACAACUUGUAUUUACAAUACGGAGGAGAAGGAUAACGCUACAAUCGGCGGGCACGCCAUCACGGACGAGAUGUGUGUCAACUACUUACACUACUACCCCGCCACACAGCUCGAGGUCUGCAAGAGUGCUGUCUCUAACGCUGCCCUUGAAAGUUACUUCAAGUUUGAGAAACGAUGGGACAACAUGUCGAUCUCGUACACAGCGUCCCCCCGCAACAACUACCUGGCCAUCAAACCCUGGACACAGCUGCGCGCCAGCUCUCUGCACGCCCUCUACACCGACUCUCCGAUAUCCAUGCAGUGCAACAAAUCUGAUGGCAGUCGAUUCCAGGGCGACUGGGAAGGAAUAAGGGUGCCAAGGAUCAAGUUGCCCCUGCCGGCUGAACAAAGGAUGUGCCCUGAUAUGAUGAUUGAAAAAUAAAUGUUAUGCCAUUCUUAAUAAUAGUUUUUAAAAACGUUAAAUUUAAGGGUUGCAUACAAUAAAAUAUCGGUUUUUAGAUGUUAAAAGUAGCACAAAAUCUACUGUAAAAUCUGGUUAUUUGGGGUCAACUUAAAAAGUAAAGAUGUAAUCCUGCUCCAGGGCUGUAAGUCUUGGCAAUGAAUGUAGUAGAAUUUGGUCACUAAUUUAGAAGUGCUAUCGAUGAAUUUUCAAUUUUAUGAUUAAAAAAUCUAUUGAGAAAGGACAUCAACCAGGGGCCUUAGUCUGCUAUUACAAUUGUGUCAGAACGGUCGAUCAUUGAGCAGUGCGAGAGGGACGGAGUUAUACAACCUACAUAGCUCCGUCUCUCUUGCACUGCUCAGUGAUCGACCAUUCUGACACAAUUGUAAUAUAUAUAGGCCCCUGUUCUGCAUUUAGAACUUGCAUCAAGUAGUGUAAAUGUUUCACUUACAUGCAUAUAAUAUAUUACUAUGUACUUAGUAUUUGAUCUAUGUGAAAAUAAAAUACUCGUAAGUAUCAUUAUUUAUGUGAUUGUUGUUUUAACAAUAAUGUGAUAAUUUUAUGAGUGAACUUUGUGAUAAAAAUUUAAUGUUAUAUGUAGUAAACUAUUAAUGUGGAAACACACGUAGAAUAUUAUUAUUAUAUAGGUUACAUUAUUGUAAUAAUGUUAUAUUACUUGACUAAAUAUGAACGUCUGCUUACAAUUUUUCGAUUAAAAAUGUAUAUUACAAUUAGAAAUAAAAAUGUGACGUUACACAAUAAUAAAUACAUGAAUGUACAGUAGAAGUUUUAAAAUAAAAACUGAAUACCUAGCUUU